GCGUCGCUGCAGGUGGCCGCCAGCAAAUGCUGUCAUGCCGCUGCCAUGCCAGCCGGCUGCCCGGAGCCGGCCGCUGCUGGUCACGACGUGGUGCCUGAUCAAGUUCGGCCGUUGCUCUUCGCGCCUAGGACUCGCGCUGCUGCUGCCCCUGAUCGUCCUGCUAAUCCUGGUCGGCCGCGGACGCGCCGCUUCCUCGCAGGCCGCGACGACCCGCUACGCCUCGCGCAACGUCGAGACGAAGAGCGGACAAAUACGUGGAAUACUUCAGGAUUUGAACAGCCGACAUUUAGACCCUGUGGAAGUGUUCCGUGGGAUACCCUACGCCGCACCUCCGGUAGGAGAUUUAAGAUUUCGACCCCCGAUCUCGCCGAUACCUUGGAGCGGCGUCAAACUGGCGGACACUUUUGGCGCGGUGUGCCCGCAGAAUUAUCCGGAUCUCACCAAUAACACUGCCGCGCUUUUGCAGAUGCCGCAGGGCAGGUAUCAGCAGCUCAAGAAAAUGGUCGUCUUGCUGGCCAACCAGAGCGAGGACUGCCUUUUUCUAAAUCUGUAUAUACCCGGAAGUGGAUCUCGAGGACUGGAGGCGCCCUAUGCAGUGAUGGUGUACAUACACGGCGAAAGUUUCGAAUGGGGAUCGGGUAACUUGUACGAUGGAUCGGUCUUGGCAAGCGGCGGCCACGUCAUAGUGAUCACGCUCAACUAUCGUCUCGGCAUCUUAGGAUUCUUGAGGACUCGUCCGUUCCCCGACCGAACGAGCGGAUCCGGGGGGAAUUUGGCUUUAAAGGACAUUACGAUGGGGCUCCGCUGGGUGCGUGAAAACAUCGGCGCUUUCGGCGGCGAUCCAACGCGGGUAACUCUAAUGGGCCACGAUACUGGAGCGGCUCUGGUGAACUUGCUAUUACUCGCGCCUUACAGCAAAGGAUUAUUUCACCGUGUGGUAUUAUCCAGCGGCUCGGCACUAAGUCCCUGGGCCUCGGUGCACGAUCCAAACGAUCUCAGGGCGAAGAUCGGCGAGCAGAUGGGCUGCUCGACCGAGGGUGACGACGACAUAGCCGACUGCCUCCGAGGAGUGCCGCUCAAGACCCUCAUGGACGUGCAAUUACCGGAAAUCAGAUUCGUGCCCCGCAUAGGGCCCGGCCUGCCGGUGGACCAAAAUAAUCCCGAUCCGGGCUUGGACAUGGAGCGCGCGAGCGAUGCGUUCAUCAAGGUGCCGCUGAUCCUGGGCGUCUCCACGACCGAGUCGAAUCUCGACUUCAACAACAACGACAUACAGUUCGGUUUCGAGGAGGACCACCGAAAUCGCAUCCUGCGCACCUUCAUUCGCAACGCCUACGUCUAUCAUCUAAACGAGAUCUUCUCGGCGGUGAGAAACGAGUACACGGACUGGGAUAAGCCGGUGCUUCACCCCAUCAUAAUACGGGACUCGACCAUGGAGGCGUUGAGUGAUGGUCACACGGUCGCGCCGCUCAUGAGAAUCGCCUUCUACCACGCCAGGCGAGGCGCCAAGACGUACUUUUAUCACUUCAAUCAUCAGUCCAAGGACAGCGGCUACAUGCAGCGCCUGGGGAGCGUUCGUGGGGAAGACAUACCGUAUAUUUUCGGGCUGCCGUUGGUGGCAGGCGGGGCUUUCUUCCCGCGGAAUUAUUCCCGACAAGACCAGGGCGUUGCGGAGGCCGUGCUCACCUUCUUCACCAAUUUCGCCAAGACCGGUAACCCGAACGAACCGCACAAGAUCGAGUCGGUCGACUACGGCACGCCGAAGGAGAAGACGCGGUUCCGCGGUCUCACAUGGGAACAAUAUGAGACAGGAUCUCAGCAGUAUCUCACGAUAGCUUUGAAGCCAAAGAUGAAGAGCCAUUAUCGCGGUCACAAAAUGGCUGUAUGGCUUAAUUUGAUACCGCAACUUCAUCGUCCUGGCGACGACGACGUUUCCAUGCGGCAUCAUCACUUCCGGGAACGUGGCGAUCAUUAUUACGCAGGACCGGUUCGGGACGAAUGGUACACGCCGCUGCCGCUGACAGGCACGACUCGGACGAGUUCUUCCUCAACCACCGCCUGCAGCACGUCCACCACGGGCGAGGACAGCCUCGUCGAGGACAUUACUCCGAUUCUGGACGAUUCCGAGGACGACGCCGAGCUGCUGCAGAGACUGGCGUCUCGCCACUACUACAGCACGACCACUGCUCUCGGGAUCACCGUGGGCGUCGGCUGCAUCCUCCUGGUUCUGAAUAUGCUGAUCUUCGCUGGCAUUUAUUAUCAACGGGAUCGCGAUAAGAAACGUGCCGCCAUGGAUUGCAGACCGAAUGGACAGGAGUCCUUACCAAUGACCACCAGGUCAGCCAUGAAGCCUUCCGACAAUCCGCGACCCGCUCAAGAGCCACCCCCUUCCUACACAACCCUCGCGAGAAGUCCCUCCGUCCAGGAACAACAGCAGCAGCAGUCGUCCCAGGACGGCCAGGACUUGAGCGAGCAAUUGAGGAAAGAACAGAGAUCCGGUCACGGGACCAGCGGCAACGCCCACAAGGAUGCGAUCCCCCCGAAACCGCCUGCCAGAACCACCAGUUCACUCACCACUGCCGGUAACACUAAUACUAUCAAGAAACGCGUGCAGAUACAAGAGAUAUCUGUAUAGCAUUAGGGGUUGCCCCCAGAGGGCAACGCGCGGACAAAGAGGGUGACCUUCGUGGACGCGGAGAAGGCCACCUCGGAGUCCAGAUUUUGAACAAUGUUCCCUUAAUCGAUCGUCGGACAAUGACGCUUAAGGGAAUUUCUCGUUUAUCGCGAUUACGCGAGAACAAUUUGACUUCAGCAGGAACUUGUAAUAGAUCUUUUACAGUGUGCAUUGUGCGUGAGUUGUGGUGUCGAACCUACGUAGUCAACCUACGGUCGAGACGGCGCGUCUGACUAUAGCCGGCCGUUAUUACCGAAAAUAGCCGAUUAUCGCCAAUUGUUAUUACUUGCGACACAGUGCCGCGACAUGACUGACUUUAUAAUACGGUCGUGUUAUUAAACUGUUUUUACCGCUGGCUUGCGAUUGACUGUUACUACUUAGGAAACUUUGUGACUGGUUCUUUCUACUGGUAGAAAUAUAAGAUUGCACGUGAUCGUUAUUUCUAAUAGAGACGUGGAUUGUAUGUAGUUGCUACUUAUAAAGAGACAGGAUAUUCUCUGUUGUUUUUAAGAAAGUGAUUGCUAAAGUACUCAUCAUAACUUGUGCUAUGUUAACUACAGGGAAAUAAUGAAUUACCGAAAACAACGUCGUUACUGUUACGUUUCUUUUUUAACCACAAUUUAGUAAUGAUGUUACAUUUUUUCAUAAUGGUAACGUCAGGAUUGGAAUAUUCACUUUUAACAAGUAUUUCGUUAUCAUUACGCAUUAUUCAUUAAAAAAAAAUUUGUAACUUUACUUGUUAUCAAAGUUGGGUAAAUUAAUAUAUUU
Solenopsis invicta (red fire ant) is the source of this 3439-nucleotide messenger RNA. RefSeq names its product neuroligin-4, X-linked (gene NLG-5). Gene Ontology annotation, cellular component: postsynaptic membrane; synapse; cell surface. The coding region runs from base 35 to 2632 and encodes 865 amino acids. The record is from RefSeq and is a predicted model, not a curated record. Gene Ontology annotation, molecular function: neurexin family protein binding; signaling receptor activity. NCBI's taxonomy places the organism in Eukaryota, Metazoa, Arthropoda, Insecta, Hymenoptera, Formicidae. Gene Ontology annotation, biological process: modulation of chemical synaptic transmission; synaptic vesicle endocytosis; presynaptic membrane assembly. The transcript is spliced from 9 exons.